Molecule: messenger RNA, 2323 nt
Organism: Cylas formicarius (sweet potato weevil)
Lineage: Eukaryota; Metazoa; Arthropoda; Insecta; Coleoptera; Brentidae
Gene: 14-3-3epsilon
Product: 14-3-3 protein epsilon
Exons: 4
Coding region: 139-909 (256 amino acids)
Biological process (GO): signal transduction
Cellular component (GO): cytoplasm
Source: RefSeq, a predicted model, not a curated record
CGGAAAACCACGAACAAUCUUCGCGGACGCUCGUUCGUUUGUUCAGUGUGGCGGGCGCGGCCAUAUUGGUAGUACGUGAAAGAGGGAACCGAAUUGUGUGAAUAAGUGCCGUAAAGAAGAAUCCAAAAUCAUCCGAAAAUGUCUGAAAGGGAGGAUAAUGUGUACAAGGCUAAACUGGCCGAACAAGCGGAGCGAUACGAUGAAAUGGUCGAGGCGAUGAAAAAGGUGGCGAAUUUGGACGUGGAUCUGACGGUGGAGGAGCGCAACCUCCUCUCUGUGGCCUAUAAAAACGUGAUCGGCGCGCGGCGCGCUUCCUGGCGGAUAAUUUCGUCGAUCGAACAGAAAGAGGAAGCGCAAGGGAGGGACGAGAAGCUCGAAAUGAUCCGGCCAUACAGGCAACAGGUGGAGAAGGAGCUGCGCGACAUCUGCUCGGACAUACUGAGCGUACUGGACAAGCACCUGAUACCGUCCGCGUCGACAGGCGAAUCGAAGGUGUUCUACUACAAAAUGAAGGGCGACUAUCACCGCUACCUUGCCGAGUUCGCGACCGGCGUCGACCGCAAGGAGGCCGCCGAACACUCCCUGGUGGCCUACAAGUCGGCCAGCGACAUCGCGAUGGUCGAGCUGCCGCCCACGCACCCCAUCAGGCUCGGCCUCGCCCUCAACUUUUCCGUCUUCUAUUACGAAAUCCUAAACAGUCCGGACAGGGCGUGUCGGCUGGCCAAGGCAGCGUUCGACGACGCCAUUGCCGAACUGGACACACUGUCGGAGGAAAGCUACAAGGACAGCACACUGAUCAUGCAGCUGCUAAGGGACAAUCUGACGCUGUGGACGAGCGACAUGCAGGGCGACGGCGAGGCCGAACCCAAAGAGCAGCUGCAGGACGUCGAGGACCAAGACGUGUCAUAACUUUAAUAGGGCGGUGUGUGUAAUAUCGUCGUCGUUAAACGCGUAUCAGUAAACGGAACUGUUUCGAGUGACGCGUAAGCGCCGGGGGGGUCGUCUCGCCCCGUGCGCCCCCACCCCCCCCUUCUCGGACGUUGGAACGCGGGCGGGAGCUCGGAGGGCACGACGAAUAACUUCGCCGCCCCCGAAGCCUCCCCCUCCCAGUACAUACUGUAUUAUUAUUAUUAUUAUUAAUAUUAUUAAUAGCUGUAAUAAUCUAUUUUACUUAUUAGAGGCGCCGGCCCCGUCCCCACCUGCCCUACGCGUAGGUCCGACGGCGACGACGACAGAUGGCGCAAGGGUAGAGCGGAGACCGGACCGGCCGCGUCGCGCACGGUUUGGGCGUGGCCGAAUGGGUGAGUGAGCGCAUGCGCGAAUGGGCGGAGCGAAUGUGGCCGUUUUUAUUUAAUCUUUUCGAUUCUUUCUGAUUUUUUCUCUCGUCGUCGUCGUCGUCUCGCUUGCUACAAGUACAAGAGGUGUGAACUGCCCCACGCUCGAAAGAGGUGAACAAAGAAUUGCCAUUUUUAGAGAUGCGUUGGUAUCUGCAAAUCUCGGUGGGGAUGUCUGUCGUUUUCCUUUUCUCAGUAUUUUUGAACAGAUGUUUUUUAAUUUUUUUGAGCCUAAAACACAUUAAGAACACUGGCCUCGAGGUUGGUAGGUCGAAAUUUGAGAAAAUAUUAGAUGUUGGAUUUAAAAAUCGGUCGUAAUGAAAAUAAUCCGCACUUUUUUUUGGUUAGCUUUUCGUGUGUGCGGCAGUUUAUUUAUGCAAACUUUUGUCUUUCCUCUGGAAGCCCCGAGCUGCUCGCGCUUUACAGCAACGAACCUUUCAAAACUGUCGCGCGUCUAUGGGACUCGGGAAAGGGGGACAGCGAUAGCAUAGGAGUCGCCUCACUUUGAAGUAAUAACUAGAAUUAAAAAACCCGUUUCUAUAUUUCGUACGAGAGCGGCGUUCUUUUGUCUCCUUCCCGCCUCCGCGUUCCUUUCAGUAUUUUUAUUGCUACGUUUUCCUCUUCUUUUUUUCAUAUAUUCGAAAUGGAAGUCUGGCGGUGUGUAAAGACGGGGUAUCGGCAUUCCUUUUAGCAUUUGCGUCGUUUUUCAUUAUCUUUUAAAAUUCGUUUCUUCGUUUGUACUUAAUAGUAUGCAGAGUCAGGCUUUGCGCGAAUGGUGUUCGAAAAAAAAAUAGGCCAGGAGGGCGCUGGUCGCGGAGUAACCGGGGUGUGUUGGGGGCCGCGUCGGAAUCUCGACAGCGCAGGCGUGGCCCCGCCGACGCCAUCUGUCGGCUGCCCGCGGUUUGCGUUUUUCUCUUUUUUUUAUGUAUGAAUGUAAACAAUGCUGUGUAGAUUGAUAUAAAGAAUUGAUGUAUUAUUAUAAAAAAAAU